Messenger RNA from Orbicella faveolata, 420 nucleotides. RefSeq lists its product as uncharacterized. Gene Ontology annotation, molecular function: protein binding. The record is from RefSeq and is a predicted model, not a curated record. Lineage: Eukaryota; Metazoa; Cnidaria; Anthozoa; Scleractinia; Merulinidae. Gene Ontology annotation, cellular component: extracellular matrix.
AUGACCCGUGCUUGGUCAUAUGCCUAUUGGCUAUUUAGCACCUCAUUAAAAAAUCUUGCCGAAAAUAACAUCAAAGGUGGAUUUUAUCUCCCUGGAAAUGCUUCAAAAGUCGAAUUGCGACACAACAGGAUAUCGCUGAAUGAUUUAAAGAUUAUUCUUAAGGAAUCAAAAGACUUCAACUUCUUAGAUAUAUCAGGAAAUCCAAUUGGACCUAAUUUAACGUCAGACACUUUUGCUGGAUUUCACAAGAUGGUUCAUUUAAAGAUGGAAGGAUGUGGUCUUCAGCACAUUGAGAGUAGAAGCUUCCGAGCGAUGAACAAAUUGCAGGAAAUGUAAGUUUAUUUCUCAGUCCACUCAAGUAAUUCAAGGCCUGGAUCAAAGACUUUUACUUGUGAAAAUAAUUUAUUAGCUGUAUUUCUA